Molecule: messenger RNA, 1724 nt
Organism: Macroventuria anomochaeta
Lineage: Eukaryota; Fungi; Ascomycota; Dothideomycetes; Pleosporales; Didymellaceae
Exons: 3
Coding region: 67-1506 (479 amino acids)
Biological process (GO): chromatin organization; regulation of DNA-templated transcription
Cellular component (GO): nucleus
Molecular function (GO): DNA binding; chromatin binding
Source: RefSeq, a predicted model, not a curated record
CUCGAUUCGAGCGAAAUGAACCAUUGAUAUCAUCCUCAUAGCAGUCGCGGACACUGUACUGGAAAGAUGGACCCUCUGGACCCCUCGAAAGAGCAUGCGCUUGAUGCGAAUCACGCGUCACACUUGACAGACGCAUCAGCUAACACCACCACCUCCGCAACACCGCAACAACCAAUUGCACCCAAUGCACCCGCAUGGUCAGCACAAAUGAACACAUUUCCUGCAAACGGUAACACCGGAGCUGGAUCUACUUUUCCUCAAUUCUCAGCUUCUACAGCUGCAAUUCUAGAAAGACUGCAGCAAGGCAAGUUAGGACAUGCUUCAACUUCAGCUGCAUUCGAAGCAAAGAAGGCCGAAAUUAUGCAGAACUACGCUACGAGCGACAAGUUGCCAACACCGCCGCCAGCGCCAACUGUAAGCAAGAAAGGCAGAGGAGGGAAAGCUGGGACACCAUUGAAGACGGAAGUUGGAGCGUCACCCUUGGGAACAACACCAACUUCAGGAAGAGGGUCGGGGAGAGGGAGGGGAAGGGGACGAGGGCGAGGGCGAGGUGGAAGAGGAGGUCGCGGUGGCAAGAGGAAGCGCUCUGAUAGUGCAGAAGAGGAGAGCGAUAAUGACGAUGACGAUUCCGAUGCCUCAGAAUCGUACACACCACAGCCUACACGCACAAAGUCAGGACGCAGUGUCAACAAGCCGGUCGCAUUCGUUCCAGUAAUACCAGAGCCAACGCCAGGCGUCAAGCGGAGGAAAUCGACCAAGACAAUGCUAGCCGCAAAAUGCAAAACGUGCCAGCGAGAUACGGAUCCGUCACAGAACAGAAUAGUAUUCUGUGACUCAUGUAGUACGGCAUAUCACCAGUACUGUCACAACCCACCCAUUAGCAAUGAAGUAGUCACAGUACUGGAGAAGGAGUGGGUAUGCGGGCCUUGUGCGCGGUCAAAGGAGAGCGUGGUGCAGGGGACAGAACACCUUGUCGCUGCAGAGAACUUGUCGAUAGACGAUAAACGCGCAUACCUUUCUACUCUCACACAGCCUCAUCUUGUCUCUCUCCUCCUUCAUGCUACAAUACGACAUCCAGAACUCCCUAUCUUCCCUCCAAACGUUAGCGCCCUACUUCCUGAUCCUGCGACCAUCGCCUCUCAACCACAGCCCCCACCCACUGCCACCGCAAUACAACCGACCGCCUCCACCGUUACUCCUCUCGCCCAAACAUCAAACACGUCUGCUUCUUCCUCAGAAACGCAGGUUCUGCGAGAAAUGGGGAUGCGCGCCCAACCGCGUGUGACUCUCGACAUGGCCGGCAACCGAUACGAAGAAGAUGAUGGAUACGACACAGAUCCGCCCGCACAUUAUCCCAAGGCAGGCCAGGGGUUGGCAAGAACGAUGCAGCCAGAGAGUGAGGACCUGCAAUGGCUGGUGGACGACAACUUUGAGGUGUUCAGCCAUGGGUGGAAGGGCGAUGGGAGUGGGUUGGGUGCCGAUGGCACACUGGACAACAAGGUCUAGGUGGCCGAUGCAGUUUUCGAGAAGCUGAAUGAAAAGGACACAGGGAAGGGGAAUAUCAAGAAGGUCAGGUUUGAGGACGGGAGGGGCUCCAAGGACGCUGCCACGGGCCGCAAUGACGAACUCAGCGAUAUGGACACAGAUGAACUGGAAGAGCUCAUCGAUUGAGCUUAUAUAUUUACAAGUGUCCAGUUGUGGACUACAACGAAUAGAUACACGAC